AUGGUGUCAUGGGGGAAACAAAACAGUGUCCAACAGGUCAAGCAAAUUGUGGUACCACGAAGAGGGAACUUCAUCAUCACCAACUCGCAGGAUCGCAUAAUUAGAACAUUCGAUCUGAACGAUAUCCUGGAUUGCCACAAUGGCUCUACUAUAGAACCGAAACAUCGGGUUACGGACAUCGUCAACAAGGCAUCGUGGAAGGCCGUUUGCACGGAUAGCGAAGGAUAUUAUAUUUGCGGCGCUAGUACAAAGGCUCAUUCGCUGUAUGUUUGGGAACGCACCACGGGAACAUUGAUAAAGAUUCUGCAUGGUACCAAGGGCGAGUGUUUGAUGGAUGUGCAGUGGCAUCCAAUUCGACCAGUCAUACUGUCAGUGGCCAAUGGAAUGGUUUCAGUUUGGACGCAGGCCCAUGUUGAAAAUUGGUCCGCAUUUGCCCCGGAGUUCACUGAGCUAGAGGAAAAUGCAAAGUACGAGGAAAAAGAGGGAGAGUUCGAUUUGGAAGAUGAAGAUGCGGAAGUGGAUGACAAAGCAAAUUCUCAAGUGGGUGUUAGCCCUUUAGCUGGCUGUCAUGUUUGA
This is a messenger RNA of Cylicostephanus goldi, 576 nucleotides long. NCBI's taxonomy places the organism in Eukaryota, Metazoa, Nematoda, Chromadorea, Rhabditida, Strongylidae. The record is from the annotation of a GenBank genome assembly.